Molecule: messenger RNA, 2819 nt
Organism: Ruditapes philippinarum (Manila clam)
Lineage: Eukaryota; Metazoa; Mollusca; Bivalvia; Venerida; Veneridae
Exons: 2
Coding region: 2034-2819 (261 amino acids)
Source: RefSeq, a predicted model, not a curated record
ACAAAGUGAAAGUACAUUUGUAAAAUAUUGCAUUAUAUUUUCACGCCGAACCUCAUUUUUACUCUAUAUUCAUUGAUGUGAGAUUGCAUCAUCUUUUGUUCAAUUUAGAGUUUUCGGGUGAAAUUAUUAUUUAGAGUAUUUUUAUGGUUUGCAUAAAUUUCCAUGUAUCAAUUUAAACAUUUUGCCGUUUAUUUCACAAAAAUCCUUUCAGUAAUAAGAAAGUUACAUUUUUGUUUUAUGAACCAGAUAUAUGUAUUAUGUCUGUAUUUGAAGGACGGGCCUUUAUUUCACAUAACUAUUUUUCCCGCCGUCCCAGCUUUAUUUCGUGCAAAUCGAUUUUUCAUGUUUUGCACGAUCUGUUUUCCCGCUCAGUACUAAGUAGUUUGCUAUAUAUUGACUGAAUUUUAAGUGACAUAUUGCAAUGCACUGGACGUUAUACAGGUCACUAUGACGGUGACAGACAAAUUAUAUUUGUCAUAAAAUUACAGCUUGUACAAGCUUCUUAUUUGAGGACACACCCGAAGAUGACACGGGCCCUCCACACGUAUGUCCAUGGCUAAAGGGUGACGCAUGCCCUUGUUCAGGAUCCUAUCAACUGUGCCAACACUGUAGGAAGUACAGUUACACUUGAUAAGAUUUUAUACAAGACGCCCGCCAUUGUGACGAAUUUUGUUCAACAACGCCACCACUUUAUUGAUACAUCAUGACAGAAACUUUACGGGAGAAAUAGACUGAGAUACGUUGAUAGUGUUUGUUUGUGCAGUGACUUAUCAUAGUAGUUUAUCAUAUACAAUCAUUUUUCAUUUAUAAAUAUUCAUUUCUGUAAAUAAAUUUGUAUAUAUUUUUCCGUACUGAGUUGUUGGUUGUUUGAGAUAGCAAUUGUGGUCGGCCUGGUAUCCCAUCGUAGUCCCUAUUGUGACAUUUGGUGACCUCGACGUGAUUGGAUACCGGUUGACUAUAGUUGUUAUCUGAAACAAACCACACUCAUUUUACUGCAGCUAGGUUAUAUAGCUAACACUAGAAACUUUGGUUUUUAUUUUAAGUAAAAAGUUUUAUUUACAAUUAAAAGUUAAAUUUAGUUUACUUAAAGGUAGUUAAAUUUUGUAUCACUUUUAAUUAUUUUUUUUUUUAUAUUUCGUGUGAUUAUAAUUUCUUAACAUUUUCAGAUUGAUACCGUGACAAAUGAAACGGACUUGUGUGUGUGACAGCUAUCCAGCUGAGAGGUUAUAACAGCCACACAGACCCGACUGUGGACGUUUGGACGUUUAGGGUGAGUUCGUUCCAUUUUCCUCCUUUUAGGUGUCACUUUAUGAUGAGACCACCAGUUUUGUAAUCUGAAAGUGACCUUUCGGUAAAACACCGGAAGUACAUAUAUACACACAUAUACUCUGCAAUGUAAGGUACUACCCGCCUUGUGUACUUUUUCUAGAUAAAGAAACUGUGUCUGUUAUCUAGGUGAACAUUUAAUUUAUUGUGUCAUUUACAAUUUUACUUUGUGUUUACUUUGUGUCUGUAGUAUAUUGAAACUGGCCAUAUGCCUUUAUAUUUUUGCACUGUGGGGUAAGUGCUACGCGACAUUGAGUUUUUGGUCGUAGUUUGGACUUUGAAGUUUAAAGUAUUUUGAACAGUUUUAAAUAUUGCCUACUGUCUACUGUACACUUAAGAUUAUUAUUAUACAACCUUAGUGAGAUACUUAGAUGAGUUUGAAACUUAGUGUUUGUAGUGGUGAGGUAUAGUGUUUAGAAUAAAUGAUACAUUGUUUAUUUUAGUACUGUGUACAGUGAAGGUACAUUUUGAUUAUAGCGCUAGAGUGAUAAAUGCGUUUAAUUAUAUGGUGUUACACUGAAGUGUAGUGUUAUAGUGCACCGUGAUUGCACUUAGUGAAUAUAGCGUUUUGUGAUUUAAGGGUUGUAGUGUUACCCUUUAAUGAUACUUUGAUAUCAUUGUUCUACCUCACGGUAAAGAUUUUACUUGUAUCCUAAAUUGUUGUUGUAGUAGUGUUACAGUGUAGGAAAUAUACAUAAUAAGUCAAGAUGACUAGUGUAAAUGAGUUGAUGAAGGUAGGUCAGGAGUUAGGGUAUACAGAUGAGGCUUUGAGAAACUUUGUUAAAGAGGAGCAAGCAAGGGAGCGUGAAGAAAGACAUAGUAGGUUAGAAGCUGAGAAGGAACGUUUUGAAGCUGAGAAGGAACGUUUAGAAGCUGAGAAGGAUAGGUUAGAAUUAGAAGCUAGGUUAGCAAAAGAGAAGUUAGAAGCUGAGAAGGAACGUUUAGAAGCUGAGAAGGAUAGGUUAGAAUUAGAAGCUAGGUUAGCAAAAGAGAAGUUAGAUUAUGAGUUUAAGAUUUCUAGGGAGAAGUUAGAAAUAGAGAUAGGAAUGGAAAAAGAGAAGUUAAGUAAUGAGGCUAGGGUUGCAAAGGAGAAGUUAGAUUAUGGUCGUCAGUUAGAAAGAGAGAAGGAGGAAGCAGAAACUAGGAAGUUAGAUACAGAACAUAAGAUGAAGAUAGAGUUAGAUAUGUUAGGUAAGAAGAGUGUAGGUAAGGUUAAGGUUAAGAUGACUCCAUUUGACGAAAAGAUUGAUUCUAUGGAUGCGUAUUUGAAUGUUUAUGAAACUUUUGCGUCUGCUCAGAAUUGGGAACAUGAAAUGUGGUCACUAAACUUACCGUUUCUGUUAAAAGGUACUGCUAGGGAGGUAUUUGAUAGGCUUCCAUUAGAAGAUAGGACGGAUUAUGAUAAGCUGAAAGAUGCUUUGUUAAGGCAGUUUGAGUUGACUGAUGAUGGGUAUAAGAAGAAGUUUAGGACUGAAAGGCCCCGUGAAAAAUGA